Messenger RNA from Chanos chanos (milkfish), 873 nucleotides. RefSeq names its product glycoprotein M6Ba (gene gpm6ba). The transcript has 7 exons. Gene Ontology annotation, cellular component: plasma membrane; myelin sheath. Gene Ontology annotation, biological process: central nervous system myelination; axon development. NCBI's taxonomy places the organism in Eukaryota, Metazoa, Chordata, Actinopteri, Gonorynchiformes, Chanidae. The record is from RefSeq and is a predicted model, not a curated record. Bases 1 to 873 code for a protein of 290 amino acids. Gene Ontology annotation, molecular function: structural constituent of myelin sheath.
AUGGAUGGGAUGAAGCCAGCCAUGGAAACUACAGCUGAAGAGAAUCAAGAUGAAAGCCAAGAAAGCAAAGGUUGCUUCGAGUGCUGCAUUAAGUGUCUGGGUGGAGUGCCCUAUGCCUCGCUGGUGGCCACCAUCCUCUGCUUCUGUGGCGUGGCCCUUUUCUGCGGGUGUGGCCACGUGGCUCUGACUGGCACCGUCACCAUGCUGGAGAAUCACUUCUCCCGUGUGCCCGGCGACAAUGCCACACUCAUUGACGUAGUUCAGAUUCUGCAGUACAUCAUCUAUGGCCUGGCCUCUUUCUUCUUCCUCUACGGGAUUAUUCUGUUGGCCGAAGGUUUUUACACCACCAGUGCUGUCAAAGAGAUGCACAGCGAGUUCAAGACCACCGUAUGCGGCCGCUGCAUUAGUGCCAUGUUUGUGUUCCUGACCUACAUCCUGUUCUUGGCUUGGCUUGGAAUUUUCGGUUUCUCCGCGAUACCCGUCUUCCUCUUCUUCAACAUGUGGACCACAUGUUCCGCCAUGAAGUCUCCUGUCGCCAACAUCACCUCCGUAGACAACAUCUGCGUGGACGUGAGGCAGUACGGUGUCAUCCCCUGGUCUGCAGAUCCUGGGAAAGUUUGUGGAGACACACUGGGUGAUGUCUGCAAUACCAGCGAGUUUUACUUGUCCUACCAUCUUUACAUCGUCGCCUGCGCUGGAGCUGGAGCUACUGUUAUCGCACUGAUCCACUACUUGAUGAUCCUGUCGGCUAACUGGGCUUACCUGAAAGGCGCCUGCCAGACCCACGCGUAUCAGGAUAUCAAGACCAAGGACGACCAGGAGCUCCAAGACGUCCAGUCGCGCUCCAAGGAAGGUCUCAAUUCCUACUCAUAA